Molecule: messenger RNA, 381 nt
Organism: Chiloscyllium plagiosum (whitespotted bambooshark)
Lineage: Eukaryota; Metazoa; Chordata; Chondrichthyes; Orectolobiformes; Hemiscylliidae
Source: RefSeq, a predicted model, not a curated record
AGCUCCUUCCAGAAGGCCCUGGAGUGCUUUGAGAAGGCCCUGCGCUACGCUCACAGCAACGACGACAAGAUGUUGGAAUGCCGGGCGUGCUGCAGUCUGGGGAACUUCUACAUCCAGCUCAAAGACUACGAGAAGGCACUCUUCUUUCCCUGUAAGGGGGCCGAAUUGGUCAGCGAUUAUGGCAAGACGUGGAGCUUGAAAUAUAAAGCCAUGAGCCAAUAUCACAUGGCAGUGGCAUACCGUAAACUGGCACGUUUAGAGGAUGCCAUGGAAUGCUGUGAGGAAUCGAUGAAGAUUGCCAUACAGCACCGGGACCGACCUCUGCAGGCCCUCUGCCUGCUCUGCUUUGCUGACAUCCAUCGACAUCACGCUGACACUCUG